GUGGGGUAAUGUGGCACACCAUGUCUUGGCUGGAAGCAGUGACCUGAGUGUGUCUGAAAUAUCUAUGAAAGAAAACUGUGCACAAACAACUAGAGUAUGUGUGGUCGAUCAAAUAAGAACCAUGGAAUUAACCAGUAAACUCUGCUUUAUUUAAACCACAUUGAUCAUGUUACAGCUCAUGUUUUUAUGCACAUUUAGAAUUAACGCUGUGAUGUUGCCACAUACCCAGAUGUUUCCGUUACAAAUAAGAGAGAAUAGCAAAAUUACAUAAGACCCAUGUUGUAAUUGUCUGAAGCUAUUCUUUAAUUGUAUUAUAAUUUUAUCUUUCUUUGAAAUUCAACCAGAGGGACUGACAGUGAAAUGAACGUCAUCCAGUUUCUUUACAUGUCUAGUGACCUUGAUCAAUCUCGAACUUGUGGAUUGUGUGUGUGUUGGGAGUUUGCACAUAUGAUUCAUCUCAUCUGAUAAGAAAUUCAAGAGAAGUCUUAACAGGAAGUCUAGUAGAGAGAGACAAAUUUUUCUUUCACUUCUCAUAAAUCGCAGUGUUUCCAAACAAACGCCAGAAAUCACAGAGAGAGAAGGAAUCGUGCUGACUGCUGUCCUGAACUGCUGUCUGUCAAGAAUCUUUACAGAAUGAAGAACACAUCCUGUACUUCUGUCAGCUUUGACUUCACAGGCAGAUUCCUGCCUCCUGUUUUCAUCUUAGUAUUCAUCAUUGGUCUGGUUGCUAAUGGAUGGGGAUUGAAGACUUUGCUGCAGAAAUGGAAGAAACUAAAGAUCAUCAAUGUGUUUGUUCUCAACCUUGGACUUGCAGAUAUGUUGUAUCUGCUCACACUGCCAUUUUUGGUGGAUUACUACAUCAGGAAUAGACAGUGGAUCUUUGGAGAUGCAUUCUGCAAGAUAACAAGAUUCUGCUUCAACCUGAAUUUAUACGGCAGCAUUGGAUUCCUCACUUGUAUAAGUGUAUUCAGGUACCUGGCUGUUGUUCAUCCAAUAAGAGUGAUGGGAAGAUUAACUGUCACCCAUUCUGUGACUAUCUCAGUCAUGGUUUGGCUGUUAGUGGGUGUUCAGAGUCUUCCAGACAUGUUCUACACCAAAACAUCUGGGAACAAGUCUGGGACAUGCUACGAGACCACCUCUACAGAACAUGUGGAGGAUUACCUGAAAUACAGCCUUGGAUGGACACUGAUGGGGUUUUGUAUCCCAUUCCUUGUCACACUGGGCUGCUAUGGACAUGUGAUUGUUGUUCUCUGCCGCAAAAAUACAACUGACAAGGUACUGAAACAGAAAUGCCUGAAGUUGUUGUUUAUUUUGAUCCUUCUCUUCUCUGUUUGUUACAUCCCAUUUCAUGUGUUAAAGAACCUAAAUCUCCGGUCAAGGGUUCUGAGCAAACAGAAGCUUUGCAGUGAAUGGUCUAAUGGAGUUUACAUCGCUCAUCAGAUAAGUCGUGGCCUUGUGUGUCUGAACAGUGCUCUCAACCCUCUGGUUUAUCUCCAUGGGAAUGAGGAAGUUCCUGCUCAGCUCAGACAGCAGCUCCAGCGAGCUCAUCAGAUGUUCAGUCGUUUGCUUCCGUCAAACUCCGGCUCUGUGCCUUUGGCACAAACUGCAGAUGAAGUUCAGCACAUGUAAGCAUGUCAGUAAUUCUGUGAAAAUAAUUCUAUAAACAUCUGUUCUUUGUUGCAGUGCAAAUUGUAGAUGAAGUUAAAUAACAAUGGUUGAUAACUGAAAGCUCAAAUGGUUGCUCUCAGCUUCAUGAGACUGGUUAGUAUCUGUUUCAACUUUACAAAUAUUGUAUUUUGCCUCAAAAAAUGAAUUCAUUUUAUUUUUGAACUUUGUGUUUCUCAUAAUUCCUUUAGAAUAAGCAAAAAAAAAGUCAGACAUAAACAGCAAAAUCAAAUAUAUCACGAGUCUUGAUGUCUGGGGAGAUAAUGUUCACAUUGUGUUGUUGGAGGUGGGAAAGCACAGUGUCUCA
Molecule: messenger RNA, 1972 nt
Organism: Toxotes jaculatrix (banded archerfish)
Lineage: Eukaryota; Metazoa; Chordata; Actinopteri; Toxotidae
Product: P2Y purinoceptor 1-like
Exons: 1
Coding region: 634-1629 (331 amino acids)
Biological process (GO): G protein-coupled receptor signaling pathway
Cellular component (GO): membrane
Molecular function (GO): neuropeptide receptor activity
Source: RefSeq, a predicted model, not a curated record